AUGUAUUUCUACCUGUUUGUGCUACCGUGCUUGUUACUUGCACUACAACAUUCCUUUCUUCCAACUGUUUUUGGAGUACAGGUAAUGUACGAACAUUUCCGCCAAAUAAAUGGCACCGAUCUGCUCGACGCGAGUUCUGUGAGGAUUAGGAAAUUAAAUCGUACCACUUCCGCCAUGAAUGGAACGUUUAUCCUCAAGGAACCUCUGGACAACAGCUACAAGAUUGGUAUAAGCGUGUACUACAGCCGGCUGGGGAACAACCAAUUCAUCCACUAUCCGAUGAAGGUGCCUUCGAUAGGAGUUUGUGAUUUUUUCAGUGAGAUUUAUCCUACGUACUACCCGUACCUGAAGGAAGGAGUUGUUAAUUUUCCACCCACAACAGAGUGUCCACUGACUCCGAAGGUUGUAUAUAUCCGUGACUAUGUGGUCUCGCCAUUUCUUGUUCCUCCAUUCGUUCCCAAAGGAUUGUGGCGUGUUAGGCUUACGCUGACACACAACGAGGAAGCCGUUGUCAUUACCGACACCAUGAGUAAAUUGUAUUCAGAUCUUGAUUGGUAA
Molecule: messenger RNA, 558 nt
Organism: Ochlerotatus camptorhynchus
Lineage: Eukaryota; Metazoa; Arthropoda; Insecta; Diptera; Culicidae
Exons: 2
Coding region: 1-558 (185 amino acids)
Source: RefSeq, a predicted model, not a curated record